This is a messenger RNA of Parastagonospora nodorum SN15, 666 nucleotides long. RefSeq lists its product as hypothetical. Bases 1 to 666 code for a protein of 221 amino acids. The transcript is spliced from 2 exons. NCBI's taxonomy places the organism in Eukaryota, Fungi, Ascomycota, Dothideomycetes, Pleosporales, Phaeosphaeriaceae. The record is from RefSeq and is a predicted model, not a curated record.
AUGGCUCCCAGUAUAGCCAACAUACCCGACCACUACCUGUGGCUCGGUCUCGGCGUCUUCACCUUCAUCGCCAUCCAACAAGUCUCCCACGGGCUCCUCCACAUCCGCACCCUCACCGAAAUACACCGCCUUCCACACCCGCGGCCAUCCCACCCCCCAUCCCCCACCCACCAAGAAGACACCAUAAAAACCUCCUCCCUCCUCACGCUCGCAACAUCCCCAAACCUCGACAUCCGCACCUCCGCCACCAAGAUCCUAUGCCAGCGCUUCUUCGCCUCUCCUAGCGCCAAGAAACUCUGGCAGAAGGAUUUGCAGAGUAACGAUCCGGAAAUCAAGCAUCGCGCGCAACUCGUAUAUAAUCUACUCAGCGAGCACGAUGUCGGGCUUGCGAUGCCGCGCGAGCGGUGGCGCGUGCAUCAGCCGUCGCUCGCAACGCUGGAGCUCGAUGUACAGGAUUUGAGGCGGCGCCGGCGCGAGGCGGUGGUUAUUCAUGAUGGUGAUGUGGAUCGGCCGGUGGGCGAGGAAGAUCUGUUCAUGCGUGAUGCUGGGGAGGAGGGAGGGGAGAUUGGAGCUCUAGAGGACCACGAUUUCGUUUCGGAAGGGACGGCCGAGAGGGAACCAGCAGAUGCUCUGGCGCUGUUUGAGAGACUGCGAAGUAUGAGAUAG